AUGACUGCCUCUACAGUCGUUCGUCAACGUCUCGAGACGGUCAAGACCAAUCUCAAAGCGAAAACCAAGCCCUCGGGAUGGAUUUUGCCCAAACAGUCCACCUCCUUCUCCGACAAGGGCACCUACUCCAAUAUUGACAUGGACGUGACACCCGAGGAGCGUAGAACCUGGACGUCGCUCACAAUAUUCGGUUUCUGGAUAUCGGAUUCUCUCAACGCUCAGGGCUGGAUGGCACCAGCAUCCAUCAUCGCCCUGGGUCUAACCUGGCGCGAGGCGAUUUACUCGAUCAUCCUAGGCCUCUCCAUCACCGCGAUCCCACUCGUGCUGAACGGCGCCAUCGGAGCGCAUCUACACGUCCCCUUCCCUGUAGCAGUGCGCUCCUCCUUCGGCUUCUUCUUCGCGCGCUUCGCCGUCAUCGUUCGCAUGAUCACCGCGCUCUUCUGGCACGCCAUCCAGACGUACACAGGGUCGACAGCCAUGACGCAGAUCAUCCGGGCGAUCUGGCCGAGUUAUCUCAAUAUCCCCAACCAUCUCCCGGCGUCAGCGGGGAUUACGAGCCAGCAGUUGCUGUCGCAUUUCAUCUUUUGGAGUGUGCAGUUUCCGAUUUUGCUGAUCCCGCCACAUAAGCUGAAGUGGUUCUUUGUCUUCAAGGUGGUUGUUACGGUUACGGCGAGUGUUGGCACGGUCGUGGCGAUGACGGUGAAGGCGGGUGGUUCGGGUGAUAUCUGGAAUCAGGAGUACCAGGUCCAUGGCUCGGAGCGGUCGUGGCUGAUUCUGGCCAGUAUGAUGUCCGUGGCGGGCGGCUGGGCGACAAUGGCUACCAACGUGCCCGACUUCACCAGAUACCUCAAAAACCCGCGGGGCGUGUACUGGCAGGGAUUCUUCCUCCCUUUCAUCGCGACCAUGCUGGGCAUCUUCGGUAUCAUCUCCUGCUCAGCGGCCAAGGUCGUCUACGGCGAAUACAUAUGGGAUCCUUUGACUCUCGCCUCCAAGUGGGAAGGACCAGCUGGACGCUGCGGUGCCUUCUUCGUUGGCUUCUGCUGGGUCGUGGCCCAGAUCGGAACGAACUUGUCCGCCAACGUCAUCUCCUACGCCAACGACAUGGUCAGCCUGUUCCCGAAGUACAUCAGCAUCCGUCGUGGUGUCAUCUUCGCCACGAUCAUCGCUGGCUGGGCCAUGGUGCCUUGGAAGAUUGUGUCGAGCGCGCAGUCCUUGCUGACAUUCAUGGCUGGGCUGGCAAUCUUCCUCGCACCCAUCUCUGCUAUCCUGGCUUGCGAUUACUGGCUGGUCAAGCGACGCCACAUUGAUGUUCCAAGUCUGUAUCGUCGCAACAAGCGAUACCACUACUGGCACGGCUUCAACUGGCGAGCAGCGCUGGCCUUCCUCGUCAGCGUGACUCCCAACAUCCCUGGUCUCGCCCAAGCAGUCAAUCCAGAUAUCAAGCUGUCGGCUGGAAUUGUCCAUCUUUACGACAUCAACUACAUCUAUGGCCUUGUCAACGCCGCAGUCCUCUAUUACGCCGUGUCGUAUUUCUUCCCGGCCAAGGAGACUCUCCUCCCAGAAAGCAUCUACGACGAUGACCAGGUCGUCGAAGGCGUGGAGUACGAUGAAGAUGGAGAGAAGCUGCCGAACAAGGAAGAGGUCGAGAUCUCAGUCGAACCAAGGAAGCACAGCAGGGAGCUUUAUGAUGUCUAA
Molecule: messenger RNA, 1695 nt
Organism: Zasmidium cellare ATCC 36951
Lineage: Eukaryota; Fungi; Ascomycota; Dothideomycetes; Mycosphaerellales; Mycosphaerellaceae
Exons: 1
Coding region: 1-1695 (564 amino acids)
Biological process (GO): transmembrane transport; nucleobase transport
Cellular component (GO): plasma membrane
Molecular function (GO): nucleobase transmembrane transporter activity
Source: RefSeq, a predicted model, not a curated record